Messenger RNA from Cydia splendana, 2687 nucleotides. RefSeq names its product kelch-like protein 8. Gene Ontology annotation, molecular function: protein binding. The coding region runs from base 143 to 2056 and encodes 637 amino acids. The transcript has 5 exons. The record is from RefSeq and is a predicted model, not a curated record. NCBI's taxonomy places the organism in Eukaryota, Metazoa, Arthropoda, Insecta, Lepidoptera, Tortricidae.
GUUGCACGUUAUUAUUGUUGCUGCCGAUUUUAUCCUGUUUUCAAUGAGAAUGUCGUGAAUUUAUCCCAGUUUAAGAACAGGAGUAUUCUUUUAUCCGAAAGUAAUAUUCGUGGCUUAGCAAAUUUAUCGAAUAACUUUAGAUAUGGCGGAAGUUUCUUUGCUCAUCGACGGUCAGAUGUUCAAAGCAAAAAAAGAAGUUUUAUGCGAGCACAGCGAUUAUUUUCGUGCUAUGUUUAGCGGUAACUAUGUGGAAAAUGACAAAAAAGAAAUAUCCAUAGACGUGAUUGAUGCUGAAUCUAUGAAGAUAAUAUUGCAAUACAUGAACAUAGGUUUAAUUGAUCUCACAGAAUAUUCCUUAUCCACUAUUGGUGAGUUAGUAACUGCUGCAAACUUCUUACAAAUCACAGAGUUAAUUAAGCAAAUUGAGUAUACUUUGGAACUCCAAAUAUCACCAGCAAGCUGCAUGGAAAUCAUGAAUAUUGCACAGAAUUCAGCAUUUACACAGAUAGAACAACUAUCUGCCACAUGUACAUUACUUUCAUUUAAGUCUAUGAAACCAGAGUAUAUUCCAAACUUGGCCAAACUUUGCUGGUAUCUAUCACACCCAUACUUAAAUGCUUCAAGUGAACUAGAUGUAUUUAACUUUGGGCAUAUGUGGCUUUUACAAAAUGAAACUGGUGGAGACGCUUUGCUCAUUAUUCUUGGUUGUUUAGACAUUAAAAAGCUCAAUCUUUCUGAUAUAACACAGAUCAAAACUUGUAUGUUAGAAUACCAGAAUAGCUUAGCUGCUAAAGUGGUUGACUGUCUUCACAAUUUAGCUGUACUUGACAUGGAAUUAUCUGUAGUCUCAAUACAAUCUCAAGAAAAGAUGUUGACGCAUACAUAUACAGAGCGGGUUUAUAAUGAAACGUUGAACUUGGUUAAGGAAAGCCGAUCUAGAUGUUUAACUUACACUCCAGCGGUGCCGGUGUGGGCGAUGAAGGAUGCUAAAUUAGAGAUGGUACCACACCAUAUGUAUACAUUCAGGGAAAAAGUUGGUUUUGAGAACUGGCUGGAAGUUGCAGAGAAGAAUCUUUGGGGCUGGAGCGUUGUGGGCUGGGGGCCGACGAAGAUAGUGGUUGUUUGCGGAGAACAUGGGCGAGGCACGGGGCUGUUCAUGAAGGAUGUAAAAGUUUACGAUGUGUUGAAGAAAGAGUGGGCUCGGCAUGGAGUGGAGUUGCCGGCUCGGAGACAUGGAGGAGUGGCUAUAGUGGAGGAUUCCCUUUAUCUUAUUGGAGGCGUAGGUGGGUUUAGGGUAACAUUGGACACUGCAGUGGUAUACGACUUGAAACAGCGCUCGCACAGGAAGAUCGCGAAACUACCGGACGCCAUACAGAGCCCAGCUGUGUGCGCGCACGAAGGCACCAUAUAUGCCGCGGGGCACAAUAACAUAUACAAGUACGAGGACUUGGGAGACAGAGAUCGAUGGAUAACGGUAGUCGGCACACAGAUCCGGUCGAGCUGUAUGGCGUCGUUCAAGGGCUACAUUUACUGCACACAGAGCUACUUCAGCCACCUUUACCGCUUCAGGCCCGGAGUGGACGACCGGCUCUACGCGGUCACGCAGUUUACCAAUCCACCGGCUACUUUUUGUAACUUAGGUAAGAUAACGGUAGUCGGCACACAGAUCCGGUCGAGCUGUAUGCCGUCGUUCAAGGGCUACAUGUACUGCACACAGAGCUACUUGAGCCACCUUUACCGCUUCAGGCCCGGAGUGGACGACCGGCUCUAUGCGGUGACACAGUUUACCAAUCCACCGGCUACUUUUUGUAACUUAGGAAACCGUCUACUAUUUUUCACUCGAUCCAUGUGCGGUCAAGCCGACGUCCUGAACGUGGAAGAAUACCUCGGAAAUAGCACAGAAGAGAAGCCGAAAGUCAUCUGGCGGCAGAGCGAGAGCGCGAUAAAGCUUAACGAUGUAGCUGGCUCCUGUUCAUUGGUGUUGUCUGUACCGCCAUUAAGGCCAGAUAGCUCGAAUUAUACUAAGAAGUAUUUAAAGAGGUAUGAAACACAGUAAUGUGACUAUUUAACGUUAAAGCUGUCAAGAUGUCGAAAUUAAACUUUCGUGAGACGUAUUUUAAACUGUUUAGACGACAACGAUUUCAAUAUACAUUUGUAUGUACAUUGUUUUUGUAUGUAUAAUGUAUAGAUGUAGUGUAUAAUAAUCCUUUACCGUCGUAUUUUCACGGAAACGCACGAACGUGUUAUGCUAUUUCAGCCAGUCUCGGUAAAAAACUACUGAGUUAGACUAAAGUAGCAUGACAAAUAGGAACGUUUCCGAGAAAAUACGAUGGAAAAUAAUUAUGCACUACAUCCGUAGUAUUUACCUACUUACGUUUUUUCUUACAUUUUACAUGUUUUAUUCGCUCAAUGAAUUUUUGGUAUCAUGGAAGUCUGGCUUGUGGUUUCCAAGAUUAUAGUUUCUAACCUUCCCUUACUCAAAGUCGAAAAUAUAGUCUAUAAUAAUAUAAAAAUCAUAUUAGAAUACUGAGUAUACUGACUGAAUGACAAUAUUUAAAACUGAGAGUAUGAGACUGAAGAGGCCGGUAACGAUUUUAGAGCAGAAAUGUAAAAUUGAUAGAUUUAGUCGUUGAAAUUGUACACCUUUUGUUACGUAAUAUCUAAAUAACAAGUAUUGGUUUCUAUUA